UUAAUCUUUUCACAAGGCUGUUUGCACAAAUGGGGCCGACAAAUGAAGCCUGCAUGGACAGUCACGAGGCAAUCCUGUCAUCGGCCACAGCAUUUCGUCAUGCGUGCUUGCAAGGGCGCUGGGGGGAUGCUCAAAGUGCAGCGGUUUCGUUGGCAGUUGCAGCUGCAGACGCUUCCAAUCACUAUAGACACUCAGUGCUAGAACGCGAAGGUUCAUCAUCAGUGCAAGCUGAUGCCCUUUGGGUUGCUGCCUCGUCGGCCAGAGCAGGGUUAUUGAAAAUGCUGGCGGCAUUUUCUGCACGUGUGGCGCGGGGCCCUUCGCAAGAACUAGCUCUUGCAACUGCUGCAGCAUGCACAGCCAUGUUGCCGGAGGUAUGGCCUCCAGGAGCUGCGGAUGACUUGCUAAGCAUGUCUGGUGUACUCGGGCUGCUGCUACGAGCUGCUGCAGUCAGCCGCACUAUACCAGGCUUGGGAGGCUUUGCGACGCUUCGAGCCUGCCGAGCAGCUUCUGAGUUGCUGGCUGCUUUGUUGGAAGCAUCUGUGCCUGACUUGCGCCAGUCUUGUGAGGCUUCACUUCUGCGGGACUCGUCUUUGACAGCUUCAAUGCAAUCCCUUUCCGAAGCUUUGCUUGGGCUCCACCCAGAUCCCCGACUAAAUGAGGCUUUCUUGGAGUUACUUUGGCGUGGUUUGCGGCGUGUGGCGCCCGGAGCUGCUUUGUCAUCUUUGGCAUCAGCGCACCCGGCUUUGAUUUGUCUUGAAGAGCGCCAGUCUGGUCUUUGUUCAAAGCUGCAACAGCUGUCUCCGGAUCAAUUGCUGGCAGAUGCAAGGGGCCUUGCCCUUGACAUGUGUGCUUCGCCUCCAGUUGCUCUCACUUUUGUGGCUAAGGGGCAGUACGAAGGUGAGAUGGGGACUGCAGUCUUGACGUCACAUUGCAUUGGAUUGCACCAAGAAAGCGAAGUGGAGCCAUACCUGGAGCUUCCGUGGGAGUGUUUCCAACUCUUGGAUUUGCGGUCGCAGGCAGACAGUGAUCCUGCUGCCUCCUUCACAGAGAGGUUUGAGGUGCAGGCAGUGCUUUCUUUGGAUGUCGUCCGACUUCUAGAGCUUGGCUGUGUGUGUGCAGAGGAGGCUCCUUCCGCAACGCUUGAACUCUCGUUAGACGGGCCGUUGGAAGAGGUGCGCGAGACCUUGAACCACUACAUUAACGUUGGCAGGUCUUCUGCAACUGCUGUGAAAGCAGGGAAGAUCAUCGAGGAUCCCAUUCUGGUGCAGGAGUCGCCAAAGGCAGCUAUUGAACGGAGGGUGCGCCCGAAAGACUCGAAAGAGACGCGAGGGAGGACAUCCGAGCUCAUAGCCUCGGAGGAAUCGGAGCUGCAUCAGCCAAGGAUAGAAAGGCCACGCAGAACUGCCGCAGUGAAGACAGCAGCAAAAUCACAAGUGAAGCCAGGCCUCAAGCAUUGUCUCUCCAAGCCCGAGACCAAGAAGGUUGAGCCUUCAAGACCACCUCAAGACGCAGUCCAGAGGGUUUUGGAGGAAGCGUCCAGGCUAGCAAAGGAGGUCGCCGAUGUCCAGAGACAAUUUCGCCAGAGCCAAUUGGCUGUGGAUGCACGUGGUAGUGAGGCUACAGCUUUCUUGGACGAUAUUGCGCAGGCUGGGGCGAAGCGCAGCCGAGUCGCCUGAGGGUGGAAUCCAGUGCGCUUUACAACGAAUUCAUUACUAUAUUACUGGCACGAUUUUGCAGGGUUGAGAUGGC
Messenger RNA from Durusdinium trenchii, 1749 nucleotides. The record is from the annotation of a GenBank genome assembly. Lineage: Eukaryota; Dinophyceae; Suessiales; Symbiodiniaceae.